Molecule: messenger RNA, 6783 nt
Organism: Drosophila virilis
Lineage: Eukaryota; Metazoa; Arthropoda; Insecta; Diptera; Drosophilidae
Source: RefSeq, a predicted model, not a curated record
UGGCGGCACGUGCCUUUGUGCUGACCUUUUGCGCGCUGCCGUGCCACCUACAUUUGCGUGGGCCACGUGCAGCGUGCAGGCGGAAGGGGGCGUGGGCGGAGAGGUAAUGCUGUCCAUGGCGAAGUUUAGCCCGGAGUUGCGAAAGCGAAAGCUGUUGCACGGCACGGCGCGCUCUCAUCCUGCAGCAUUCAGCUGACACCGAUUCCGCUUUGCGCCUGCGCACUGCCCGCUGCCUAAACCCCUCUCAAAACCGACGGCUAUGCUUGCGUGUAUAUGUGUGUAUAUAUAAAAGGCAGUAUUCCGAAUUGUUCAACUCAGUCGCGUUCGGACUGUGACAGUGUGCAGACGUGCUCAGGACGAAACCGUUGCUCAAGCGUGCCUCUUUAUUGUUGCUCCCUCCAGUGGUCUAGUUUUAAAGUAAAUCACAACGUGUGCGUGUUCUAAAGUUGUGCCAGUAAUUAAACGUAGCCAGAAAGUUGUGCUAUGCGAAGGUCGGCAAACAGCGUGUGUUAGCCUCUUCCGGCGUUCCAUGCACAACAAAUGCCUAGCGAUUCUUAAAGCAACUAGCAACAUUUUGGCCAGCGCUCAAUAGCUCCACCAAUGUUGGGCAAAUUCACAUCGAACCAUGUCCAGGUCUAUCAUCAAUACUCGCGCACAGUCUCCGUAAAAAAGCCCGUCAAGCAUCAGCCGCGCAGUUGGAUCGAGACAAAUUUUCAGAAACGCGAGUGCAUCAAAUUCAUACCAUGCCCAAAGGACGAUACAAAAUGCUGCUGCGGCCAGGCACAGAUUACACAUCAGACGAUAGCCGGCAUCGAGAGCGGCUCGCCGGGCGAUCUGUGGCUGCCCACAAAGCACACACGGCCCCAGCCCACCGAUGCGUAUGGCACCAUUGAAUUUCAAGGCGGGGCGCAUCCCACCAAGGCGCAGUAUGUGCGCUUGUCAUUCGAUACGCGACCGGAGCUGUUGGUGCAGCUAUUCACCAAGGAAUGGAAUCUGGAAUUGCCAAAACUUUUGAUCACCGUGCAGGGCGGCAAAGCCAACUUUGAUUUGCAGGCAAAACUAAAAAAGGAGAUACGCAAAGGACUGCUGAAGGCGGCCAAAACAACGGGCGCCUGGAUAUUCACCGGCGGCACCAACACGGGCGUCACGAAGCAAGUGGGCGACGCCUUGCUCCUGGAGGGACAACAGCGCACCGGACGCGUGGUCAGCAUCGGCAUCGCUCCGUGGGGCAUUGUGGAGCGCAAUCAUGAGCUGUUGGGCCACAAUCGUGAGGUGCCCUGCCACAGUAUUAGCUCACCGAGAUCGAAAUUGGCCGUCCUGAACAAUCGGCAUGCGUAUUUCCUGCUCGUCGACAAUGGCACUCAGGCCAAAUACGGCGCUGAAUUGAUAUUGCGCCGCAAACUGGAGAAAUUUAUUUCGAAUUUAAAGCUGCAUCCAUUCACACAUUCCAGUACGCCCGUCGUCUGUCUGGUGAUUGAGGGCGGCACAAACACAAUACGUGCUGUCCUGGAAUACGUGACGGACUCGCCGCCCGUUCCGGUUGUUGUUUGCGAUGGUUCCGGGCGUGCCGCCGAUCUGCUGGCCUUUGUGCACAAGUAUGCGUCCGAUGGCGAGGAGCAACCUGUGCUGGAGUCCAUGCGUGAGUAUCUCAUUGGCACCAUACAAAAAACCUUUGAAGUUGGCGUGGAUCAGGCCGAGAAACUUUACCAGGAGUUGCUUCAGUGCACGCGCAACAAGAAUUUGAUUACUGUGUUUCGCAUACAGGAAAAGCCCGAAGGCGAGGCACAGGAGCUGGAUCAGACCAUACUCACGGCACUCUUCAAAUCACAGCACCUCAGUCCGCCGGAACAGCUUAGCCUGGCAUUGACAUGGAACCGUGUGGACAUCGCGCGCAGCGAGAUAUUUGUCUAUGGCCAGGAAUGGCCCAAUGGCGCUUUGGACGAGGCCAUGAUGCAGGCACUCGAACAUGAUAGAAUCGAUUUUGUCAAAUUACUUUUGGAGAACGGCGUCUCAAUGAAGAAAUUUUUAACAAUACCCCGCCUUGAGGAGCUCUACAACACAAAACACGGUCCAGCCAAUACCUUGGGCUACAUAUUGCGCGAUGUCCGCCCGCAUAUACCCAAGGGCUACAUCUACACACUCCACGACAUUGGUCUUGUCAUCAAUAAACUAAUGGGCGGCGCCUAUCGAUCCUAUUAUACGCGUCGCAAGUUCCGGCCCAUCUAUGCGAAGGUGAUGAACAGCUAUGCAAAUGCCUGCCGCAAGUCGUCCUCGUAUCAAUAUCAGCGCUAUGCGGGCGCCAAUUCGCUGAGCCUGGUCACCGGGCUGCUGCCAUUUACCACCGAAAUGGCCCUGUUUGAGUUCCCGUUCAAUGAGCUGCUGAUCUGGGCCGUGUUAACCAAGCGGCAGCAAAUGGCGCUGCUCAUGUGGACGCACGGCGAGGAGGCGCUGGCCAAAUCCUUGGUCGCCUGCAAGCUGUACAAAGCAAUGGCACACGAGGCGGCUGAGGAUGAUUUGGAUACCGAAAUCUACGAGGAGCUGCGCUCCUAUGCCAAAGAGUUUGAGAGCAAAGGCAACAAGCUGUUGGACUUUAGCUAUCGCCAGGACGCGGAAAAGGCACAACGCCUGCUCACCUGCGAGCUGCACUCGUGGUCCAAUCAGAGCUGCCUCUCGCUGGCCGUCGCUGCCAAUCAUCGCGCCCUGCUUGCCCAUCCCUGCAGCCAGGUCAUACUGGCGGAUCUCUGGAUGGGCGGAUUGCGUACACGCAAGAAUACCAAUUUUAAGGUGAUUUUAGGCUUGAUAAUGCCAUUCUAUAUAAGGCAAUUGGACUUCAAAUCGAAAGAGGAGCUACAACAAAUGCCGCAGACCGAGGAGGAGCAUUUGGAGAAUCAAAAUCUGGACAACGAUGAUUCCGAUCGAUCACAGCCCGAUGCCGAGAACGCCCUUUUAAAAGCCAAAAGAUCCAUUUCCUUGAGAUAUAGGAUGGGCGCGGGCAGUAAUAAUCGCGACAAGGCUCUAUUGGCGGAUACUUAUUCGGUGCGCGAUACAAAAGUACACGAAAAUGGCAAAGUUAAUCUCACUGCUGGAGCGGAAGAAGCACCCUCCAAAGUCUCGCUGACAGACUCGGAUCCAUCGCAGUUUCGGGAAUUCUUUCACCUUUCCGAAUUCACCAACGAGAUUAAACAGCAUCAGCCGCUGCGCCUAAAGAAGAAGUUCUACGAAUUUUAUACGGCGCCCAUCACCAAAUUCUGGGCCGAUUCGAUUGCGUACAUGUUCUUUCUGAUAAUGUUCUCGUUCACGGUGCUGGUUAAAAUGGGUCCCAUGCCCCGCUGGCAGGAAUGGUAUUCGAUAGCCUACAUAACGACAUUGGGUUUCGAGAAGGUGCGCGAAAUCAUAUCCUCCGAGCCGGUGGCCAUUACGCACAAAUUCUCCGUGUGGGCGUGGAACAUGUGGAAUCCUUGCGACGGUGCUGCCAUAAUACUCUUUCUUAUCGGCCUGUCCUUUCGCUUUCGCCCCAAUACCAUGGACAUUGGGCGUGUCAUUUACUGCGUGGACAGCAUCUACUGGUAUCUGCGCAUAUUGAACAUUCUCGGAGUCAACAAGUACCUGGGUCCUUUGGUCACCAUGAUGGGCAAAAUGGUUAAGAAUAUGAUAUAUUUCGUGGUGCUCUUGGCUGUGGUUCUUAUGAGUUUCGGCGUCAGUCGCCAGGCCAUACUCUAUCCCAACAAUGAGCCCACCUGGCGGCUCAUCAGAGAGGUCACCUAUCAGCCGUACUUCAUGCUGUAUGGCGAGGUCUUUGCCGAUGACAUCGAUCCGCCCUGCGGCGAGGAUCCGCGUCAGCCCGCCUGCGUUACAGGCCAUUGGGUGACGCCUAUAACGAUGUCCAUGUACCUAUUGAUUGCCAACAUCCUGUUAAUCAAUCUGCUCAUUGCCGUUUUCAAUAACAUAUUCAACGAGGUCAAUUCGGUUUCACACCAGGUAUGGAUGUUCCAGCGCUUCACUGUCGUCAUGGAGUAUCAGCAGAAGCCGGUGCUGCCGCCGCCCUUCAUCGCCUUCUGCCAUUUCUAUUCGCUGCUCAAGUAUUGCGUACGCAAAGCGAAAGGAUUGGAGGUGCAGCGGGACAAUGGCCUCAAGCUAUUUCUCGAAAAGGACGAUCUGGAGCGGCUGUACGACUUCGAGGAGGAGUGCGUCGAGGGCUUCUUUCAUGAACAGGAAAUCAUAUUGAAUCAGUCGACCGACGAGCGCGUCAAGAACACAACGGAGCGCGUCGAGACCAUGUCACAGAAAAUCGAGGACAUCAAUCAAAAGGAGAACAUUCAAACAGCCACUGUGCAGAACAUUGAAUUCCGUUUGCGCAAAAUGGAGGAAUCAUCGGAGCAAAUACUGUCGCACCUGGGCGUCAUACAUCGCUUCAUGUCCGCACAUACUGCUGGCAACGAGGAGCUGCGUGGCUCCGUGAUGAACAUUCCGGGUGAAAUGCAUCGCAUGCGCACCAUCUCCAUGUCCGACAAUGAGGGGGGCAGUGGCAGCGGAGGAGGCGGCGGCGGAGGUCCAGGCGGAGGAGGAGGAGGAGGAGGAGGCGGAGGCGGAAUCGUUACAUCGUUGGGUCUGGGACCCACGCUUACUUUAAAUUCGCUGCAGGUGAACAAUCGACGUCGCUUCAAUCGUUCGCUGACCGAGGUGCGACCAGAUGCGUACAUCUUGGAUGAGGGCACACACUUUGAGGUGGUGCCGCUGCCCGAGGAGCCCGACGAGGUGGUCAAGUCGCGUGAGGCGCUCAACGAGCAGGUGGUACGCAAGGCCUCGAUGCAAUCGGAACCCGACUCCGAUAUUUAUUUGCCAUUGUCGCAGCGCCCGUCCACCUGUGAGACGGUCAAGCGUACACCGUAUGUGACGGUGCGCCAGGAUACGGGCGCCAGCACCGAGAGCAAGGAUACCCUAACGCCGAUGGGCACCAUGGAUGACGAUCAGACCCUUGUCGGCGGCGACAAUUCCGAUGAUGCGGCGCCGGACAUGAACUUUGAGGCCUGUGUUUCAAUAACAACAAAACCAAUAUUCUUCCCGCCUUCUUCGCAUACAGCUGCCAGGCAUCGGGCGCUGCGCCAGCGCACCGUCUCGCUCUGUCGCCGCAACUCGGAGACGUAUUCGCUAACCGCCGCGGACAUCAAUCGUUCGCACAUCAGCCUCAAUCAGCUGACGACGCUCUCACGCCGCCAGCUGAGCCUCACCCAGUCCGAGCCGGACAGCGACAAGGACGUGCCCCCAGUGCCACAGACGGGUAAAUCAGUUUUGCAUGCGAAACCCUCCAGAAAUAUAUUGCUGAAACUGCACAGUGAAUAUACAUCCAUAACGGACGAACUGGAGAACGUCUGCCAUUUGAUUGCCUCGCCGACCGUCUCGCUGCAGAGCAACAAAGCCUCCUUGGAUCGGCCCAAGACGGAAAUGUCGCGCGCCGAGGCCGCUGCGCUGCAAGAGAAGAAGCAUCUAAAGGAAUGCGAAGAGAACGAUUAUAGAAUACUGGAGGGUCUCUUCGAGGCACGCGGCUCCAUCGAUGCCAGCGUGCAGGCCUAUGAGAUUGGCGUCUCUGUGGACUAUAGCCAUCGCUAUCCGCUGCGCCGGGAGACGGCCAUUGAGCUGUCGCCCUCUAAGCCCGCCGCCGAGGGCGGACCAAUUGGCGGGACCACAGCCGGCGACAGCAGCGAUACUAGCGGCGCGGGCAGCAGUCAUGCGGCGAAUAGUGGCUUCCAGCUUAAACACGAGCGGCCCUGGCAGCGCAACUCGUCCAUGGAGCAGCAGGCCUACCAGUCGCCGCUGGUGCCAACACGUGCCACCAGCGAUUUCCUGAAUGCGCCGUACGACAGCAGCGGGCGGCUGUUUAAGAAGUCCAGCGAAAGCUUGCAAAAGAACUCCAGCACGGACACGGACUACUCGGCGCAUCCGUACCGCUUCAUCAAGCAGAGCUCAAAUGAGACGAACACUUCGCUAACUGGCUCCUACAACGUGGACACGCCCUCGUUGACGGCGGAGCCAUCCCUGGAUGCCGGCGAUUCGCAAUCGGCGACGGGCAUUAGCAUGAGCGUUGGCCCUGCUAUCGGCGCUGCGACGGCGCGUUACCAGCCAAAGCGCACCGCGUCCGUUGGCGCUGCCGAUGGCAGACGCUUGCGUGACGAUAGCUCCAGUUCCCUGGAUUUGAGCGUGGCGCCAGUAAUGAUGCAGGCAGCGCCAGCAGUGCCAACGCGUACCAUGCAGCUGAAGAAACAGUUUAGCAUGGACCAGGGCAAGCCGCUAACGCCGCAGAUGAGCACCGAACCGGGUGCAGCGGAGGCAGCGGCUGGUGCCGGAAUCUCGACAGCUGCAGUUGCCGGCGUUGCGUUGCCCUCGCAGGUUGGCGCCAAACUGAUUUCAACGCUGAAGCCGCCCUACACCAGCAAGCUGGGCAUGAAUGUUCUCAAGGAGAGCAGCUCCAGCACAGAGGAGUCGCGGGACGGUGAACCCACGACCUCCACGACCUCCUCCUCCGCCAAGAGCAGCAAUGUGGGGCUGUCCAUUCCACAGAUAAGCACACACCUGGUGCAGGACGAGAUUGCCAAGCUGUCCUCGAACAUCAAGAGCAGCACCGAAUCGGAAAAGGAUCCGCCGUAUAACGAGACAAUGUGUUAACCACCUAUGUAAAUAUAUAGAUAUAUAUAUAUACAUGUUAUAUGUGUGUGUAUGUAUGUGUAUGUAUGUGUACUCGUUAAUGUUGUUUAGCGUAGGCCAUUGAUAAAUGUAUCUGUAUCUGCA